Aspergillus piperis CBS 112811 is the source of this 1076-nucleotide messenger RNA. Its product is annotated as EF-hand superfamily Ca2+-modulated protein. The coding region runs from base 304 to 876 and encodes 190 amino acids. The record is from RefSeq and is a predicted model, not a curated record. NCBI's taxonomy places the organism in Eukaryota, Fungi, Ascomycota, Eurotiomycetes, Eurotiales, Aspergillaceae. The transcript has 3 exons.
UCGCGGGGUUACGUCAGCAGCCCGCCGGCCAUCACGAGAUUAACUGCAAUCGAAGACAAUGGAAGCAACCCAUCUUCUUCUCACCUCAUCUUCCUCGGAGUCAUCGACAUCCCCAUCCAGACUCCCAACGGCAGUGCGAUGUAAAUCGGCAAAUCCCGAUCCUUACCAGCCUACCAAAUGUCCAUGGCUCAUCCGCCCCCGCGCCUUAUCUCCAACCACCCUUUCCCUUGACAUCAUCGCAGUUUGCGACAGCUUAACAACUGCCUACACACUACCAAAGAGCAUAUAUAACCAAUCGGUACCAUGCCUCCCAAAAAGCGCAGCGCCCCAAGCAGCGGCCCCGCGCCCAAACGCGCACGCCAAUCCAAACUCGCCAAAGAAAACGACAUUAGCGCGUCGGAAGAGAACGAAAUCAAAGAAGUAUUCCACCUCUUCUCCGAGACCGUCGAGGAAUUCGCAGAUCAAAAGGAAGGCGUGAUCCCACGCGGUGAUGUGCGCAAAGCCUUAGUAGCCCUCGGCCUUGACCCCACCGACAGCGAAGAACUCCACUCCAUCAUCUCGGCUGUCGACCCCACGGAUACCGGGUACGUGCUGUACGAGCCGUUUCUGGCUGUCGCGGCGGCGAAGCUACGAUCUAGGUCUGAUGAUGCGAUGGCGGCGGAGGUGGAUGCCGCGUAUCGGUUGUUUACGAGGGGGUCGGGGGGAUUGAUUACGUUUAACCAUUUGAAGAGGAUUGCGCGCGAGUUGAAGGAGGAUGAUCUUGGGGAUGAAUUGUUGAAGGAUAUGAUAUUGGAGGCGAAUGGUGGGGCUGGGGUGCAUGCUGGGGUUACGUUGGAGCAGUUCCAUGAUGUUAUGACUAGGGCUGGGGUGUUUUGAUUGUCUUUUUGGUUUGCUUAGUUGGGGAUAUGGGAUGGGAUGGGUUGAUACUUCAGCGGGCGUUGGGUAUGUGAUUAUGCUGGUUACUGGGGUGUUAUUUACUAUCUGGGACAGGGUGUUGGGUCAUACGGCAUGCUUCUUGGGAUUAUACCGGAUCGGUUAUGGAGUGCCAAAAAUAGUGUACUUUAGCUAUAAAGCGA